Messenger RNA from Gekko japonicus, 1903 nucleotides. RefSeq names its product ras guanine nucleotide exchange factor F-like. NCBI's taxonomy places the organism in Eukaryota, Metazoa, Chordata, Lepidosauria, Squamata, Gekkonidae. Gene Ontology annotation, cellular component: Golgi apparatus. Gene Ontology annotation, molecular function: protein binding. The record is from RefSeq and is a predicted model, not a curated record. The transcript is spliced from 7 exons. Bases 56 to 1426 code for a protein of 456 amino acids.
UCCGUGAUACUGUAGAGAAAUCUUGGCAUGACCACCAUUUCCAGCUGACCCAGGGAUGAAAAGAAAAACAGCAGAGUAUUCGUGGAAGCCAGUACUGCACACCAAAGUUUCUCCAUGUGAUCGAUUUAAACAUGCCUGCUGCAUCUGCAGGGGUUUCCUUUAUGUUUAUGGCGGCCGGCACACCACCACCCUGAGUGACUUCUGGCGAUAUAGGAUAGGCAGUAAUGAAUGGGAAAGGCUGGACAAUUCUGAAAAUGGCCCAGAAGAACUGGAAGAGCAUACAAUGGUGGAGUAUCAGGGUAUCCUCUACAUCUUUGGCGGGAUGGUAGAUUCAGCUUUCACACAGAAGAAGAAUCCUUUCUGGCUAUAUGACACUGAUUCAGCCAAGUGGCUUCAGUGCCAGCUCCCAGCAGUACAGGGUGAGGGAACAGCUCCUUCUAACCGCAAGGGUCAUAGUGCAGUUGUCUACCAGGGCAGCAUGUACAUGUAUGGUGGAUACUUUGACAUUAAAGGUGUUUCCCAAGAAUUCUGGACUUUUUGUUUUGAUACCAAACAGUGGUGCCCAGUACCAGCUACUCUGUAUGGUGGCAGUCCAGGCCCUCGGCACGGUCAUGCAGCUGUGGUUUACAGCAAUGGCAUGUACUUGUUUGGAGGGCUGAUGGGACUGAGUGAGCAAAAAGACUUUUGGAAGUGGGAUUUCAUAGCUACCAACUGGUCUAGCAUCAGAAAGAGCCAGGGGCCUCCCAAAGUGGUGGGACACUCUGCUUUAAUCUUUCAAGACUCCAUGCUAGUCUUUGGUGGAGGAAUUUCUAAUACUGAGCCAAGCGGCGGACUGUGGAAAUACCACUUUCCUUCUGAGAUGUGGAAAAAAGUAGCUAGCCCAAAGGAUGGAAAUCCUUCAUCCAAAGCUUAUCACUGCCUCCUGGGACUUGGAUGUGAUUUCCAGGAGAUGGCUGACUCUUCAUCUGUAUCGCUCAACUACUGUUUGCGUCGGAAAGAAAAACGUUGUUCAAAGCUACUAGCCAUCUCAAAGCAGCACUCCUGUUUCUGCGAGUACCUGCAGCCAGAGCCGACAUACCGAGCCUUCAGCAAUGACGACGGUGAUGCAAUCGAAAUGAGCACCUUUUACCAACCUUCAAAGGAGCCUGGAUUCUGUUCACUCCAGACCACUUCCGAUGCAGAACUCUGUGCAAUCCAGCCAGCAGGCCUCUUGUCCAAGAAAGAGAAAAUCUCAUACCUCAAUCUUUCAAUGGAACAAGGUCAUGUCGCCCUCAACGUUCCAGAGAAGGAGGCAGGCUUCAGCUGUCUAAACCCGGACUGUGUGGGUAUUGGUGAGCUCUCUGCUGUCCUGCUUGUCGUUGGUGGUAAACCUUUCUCUAGUUCUUCUGCAAUCUCAUUUUGGCAAAUGGAGCUGGAUAGAAUUUAAAUGGCACGCAUACCGAGCAGGGAGACAACUGUGCCUAGAAUGAAUGAAGACGAAGCCCCGGAGACGACCACUCAUACUGAUUAGUUGGUUAUUACAAAAGCAAAGUGGCCAUUUGAACGAGUGAUCGUCUUCACAAGCGGCCCAAGGGUCACUCUACAUUCAGACAGAAUACUUGGGAAUGACAGUUUGAACACGCUGUCCUGCAGUCUCUUCUUAAACUGCAUUGUUUGUACCCUUUCCCCCUUCAACGAACUUGCAUACUGAACACAUACAUUUUUUUGCGUGCAGGUUGUUCAUGCAGAAGAAUCCAGAAGACCUGCUGAAUGUUACAAUUUCUAUACUUAACAUUUGGGACUGUUACCUUAGGAUCCUUACAAUAACCCUGUAAUGAAGGGCAGUAUUAUUCCUAUGUGUGGUUAAAAAAAGAAAGAAAAGGACUUGACGGCAGUCAGGUCAUUUCGUAGAAAAAGAGGUGCA